This is a messenger RNA of Homalodisca vitripennis (glassy-winged sharpshooter), 5306 nucleotides long. RefSeq names its product apoptosis-stimulating of p53 protein 1 (gene ASPP). The coding region runs from base 757 to 4209 and encodes 1150 amino acids. Gene Ontology annotation, molecular function: p53 binding. Gene Ontology annotation, biological process: regulation of apoptotic process; signal transduction. The record is from RefSeq and is a predicted model, not a curated record. Gene Ontology annotation, cellular component: nucleus. Lineage: Eukaryota; Metazoa; Arthropoda; Insecta; Hemiptera; Cicadellidae. The transcript has 16 exons.
UGAACCAAAUGUUUUCUGGCCAGGUAGUACACUCGAUGACCGCCAGAGCCGGACCAACCGUUUCUUUUUGAAAUUUCCCUCUCUUGGCGGCGUUGCCAUUCUCCUGCCGACACCAUCGGAUCGAGCACUGAGCGGACUAGUCUGGUGGCGACGGUGAACGUGGCAUUGCCUACCUGUUGCUCUUCGCGUUCGCGUGUGCUCUUCUCGGUUACAGUGUUUUACAGUGGUGCAUUGCACGAUUUGUGUGAGUUGCCGGUUGUUACGGUACCUAUUACACUUUCGCGAUUGCGUUUUUCACGAUUUGGUUUUUCAUCGCACUGUGGAAUUGUUAUCGCGUCCAGGAUACGCUGUUGUUGCUUGUUUCCUCCAGAUUUAAUUAAGUUGUUUUCUUUUAUUAGUGAUGCUGGUGUGAUAUAGUUCAAGGUAUUAAUACUAGGUACUCUCAAAAUAAUCAGUGUUGGAAGAAAUAUUUGGAAAUACUUUUCUUGAGAUAUCAGAGUAACAUAGCUCAAACACUUCGUAGCACAUUUUCAAAUACAGUGCUCUGGGAAUAGGCUAUUUCAUCCAGAAAAUACAAAAAACCCAAAAGUGACAAAUAAGUGAAAAGUGCGUGAUUUUUACUGGAAGUGAAGCGUGUGCGCUGGAGUGUCUUUGUUUUUCUGUACCUCUCAAGAAGCCAAACUGUCAGAAGGAAUUUACAACCCGGUCGACCCUGGACAACGAGGACGAGGUGGCGGCCCCGACACCAGAAAUGGAAUGAAGGAGCCGGGAUUCUUCGGGGACUCGCUGCGGGACGGGGUGGAGUUGACGCUGAGCGAGCUGGAGGAGAUGGCCUGCAGGCAACAGCAGCAGAUCGACUCCCAGCGCCAACUGCUAGCAGCGAAGGAGCAGCGGCUGAGGUUCCUCAAGCAGCACGAGGCGCGGCAUCAACAGGUGGCUGCCGAACACGAGCGACUGCGCAGGCUCAGAGACCGCGUCGAGGCGCAGGAACUGAAACUGCGCAAGCUCAGAGCACUGCGCGGUCAAGUCGAUCAGAACAAGCUCAACAACGCUUCUCUUACAUCGGACUUGGAUUCUAUACGUGCCUUGUUCAAUGAGAAGGAGAAGGAGUUGUCGGUGGCGGUGGCGAAGGUGGAGGAGUUGACGAGACAACUGGAGGAGUUGAGGAGAGGGAGGAGGGAGUCCACCCCUCCCUCCACGGCUCAGGAACUAGAUAAACUCCGGAGAGAACUCAUGUACCGGAACAAGGUGAAUGAACAGCAAAAUGCCCGACUGACGCAGCAGAGGGAGGCCCUGUCUCAGCGGCAGGAGGAGAUGGCAAGUAUAGACAAGCGGAUAUCGGAGCUGCAAGACCGAUUACACCGCAAGCGUCUGCUCAACCAACAGUUGGCUAACCAGAUCACAGCAGCCAGCAAUAAGGCCAACACCUCGCACCAACACCAGCUCAGGAGUGCGUUGAGUGCCUCAGCAAUCCAGUACCAUCAGCAGCAGCAGCAUCUGUAUCAGCAGCAUGGACCAGCACCCACCAAGCAGAUCCUAAGACCACUGACUGCAGGCAACAUAGCAGCCAUCGAGCCGUACCACCAUGUCCCCUCUUCCUCCCCCAGCGAUGGAGACAAUUACCAAAAACCUCAGCCACUGCCAACAAGACAACCUUCAGGUCAACUCCGACCGGAGAAACCCGAGAGAGAAGCCAAGGACUCCUUCCUGAACAGGAGGAACCACCCCAUGGAGGCCGUCGGUUCCGAGCAGAUCUACAACCACGAGAGGCUCACGGGCUCUCAGGACGAUUUCAACAUGAAGUUAGCGGCCGUCAACAAGAACCAACCCCCGAACCAAAACAGUUCACCGGUCGAUGACGGGUACAAAGUGAAAGAAGACAAAAGUGAACUGGUAGAGAACUUACCGGAGUUCGGUGCCAGUAAAUCGGACCCAAAAUAUCAAACAUUGCCUUAUAACACAAAAUUUACCGUGAAUUACGUAACGCACCCGACGAUGGGAGUGAAGGGUAUGGUCCCACAGAGGAGGCCACCAGGGGAAGGGGGGGAGAAUGUGGUCUGUGAUUCAAUAGAAAUGGUUAAAAACAAUAACAAUAGUGUAAAUCAUGUAAACAACAAUGUGACUCAACAACAGUUAAUGAAUGUGGUGCAUAGUAUACCGAUACCGACUGGUGUCAACAAGGGACUAGCAACCCCACUUGCCAACCAGAGUAAGCUGUCACCCUCUAUGAUGUCUUCAUCCUCGUCCACCUCCUCCACCUCGUCACUGUCAGUUCUGGGCAAUUUGGCACCCAGGGUGUACAACACGACAGGACUGGGAGUGUCUCUCCUUAGCCGGGGACAGCCAGUGGGCAACUCCUCUCCUACCUCCUCCAUCGCCACCAACAGCAGCACAAGUUCAACCUCCAGCCACCAGACGGUGGUUCCCACCAAGUCUAUUGUCAACCCCCUUCUUUCCAAUGGUAUGCCCCCUCUAACUACUAAUGUAACGCAUGAUCCUUCGCCCCAUUCUGUUCCGCCGGUGACGGUGUCUAGCUUCUUCCUGCCUCCAACUUCUCUCUCUGAACAGUUUCAGAAGCCUGUAAGCAGUGUAGCCCCCACUUCGGUACAGCUACCAUCGCCUAUCUACCAAACAUCAUCCACUAAGAUCCAUCCGGUACAACCCCAGACUCUCAGCUCCACUCCACAGGGUAUUCUUCGGGACCAAAAAGAAGAGUUGCCUUUACCGCCAGCCCAGGGUGAGCCACCUGACUCGCCCCUGAAGCCCGCCCUCCCGCCCAAACCUGCGCUGCCAGUAAAGCCUACACCCCCACCACCUCCUCGACAGGCCCACUGGGCGGGGGAGAGUACGGAUGAAGAGGAUAGUAAGAGGCCCAGCAGAGCUCAAGUAGACAUCUCGUCCGAGGCUGUAGACACGGCGCUCAGUGUUCUCAGGGGAACAGCUAUCUCAUCCUCUAGAGGGAGUGACUACCCGGCGGCCUUGAAGCCUGGACAUCUCUACCAACCUCAGCAGCCUGUGUCUACCAGUGCCACCUUAGUGGUCACCUCGGACCAGGUCCCCCCUCCACCACCCACCACCGAGCCCCCCUUGGAGGACACGAUACCUAAGAGGCCUCAAGACCAAAUAAUAAAAGCCCGACCUCUGACAAUCAAGAAGCAGCCACCCUCGGAGAUCCCUAGGUUAAGAAAUGGAGGUUUCUUAAUCACUCAAGGAUCAGAAGUCAAGAGUACAAAGGAAGAAGCGGAGGGAAGCGACGGCCACUACAAUGUAGAGCCCAGUGUGUUCAGCUCCAGCAGGAGGAUAGAGAUGCCGCCAGCGUUUCUGUUUCCGGAGACGGAAGCUCCACCGGCAGAUCUGGUGUCAACAUCGGAGGGUACUGAUCAGACAGACAGAGUAGGUCCCCCCAGCCCUGAGGAUGUUCACAAUGAGGACAGCCAUCAGAGCGACAAGAGUUCAGAAGAAAGCACUGAUGUUGAGACAAGAAAUAACCUCAAUAAAGACCAGACAGGUGACAUGUUGGUAAUGAGGCGAGCAAAGAAGGGCAACUUGAAGGGUGGCUCUGGGGGUCACAAGCAGGUAACGCGGAGAGUGUCAUUCGAUCCUCUGGCACUGCUUCUGGACGCAUCACUGGAGGGAGAGUUGGAGCUUGUGGUGAGGACAGCAGGACAAGUGCGAGACCCGAGUGCGGCCAACGACGAGGGGAUCACAGCACUGCACAACGCCAUUUGUGCAGGACACCUUGACAUUGUCAGGUUCCUCGUCCAGUUCGGGUGUGAUGUCAAUGCCCAAGACAGCGAUGGAUGGACACCACUACACUGUGCGGCAUCUUGCAACAACCUAGGCAUGGUGAGGUUCCUGGUGGAGCAUGGAGCUUGUAUCUUCGCGACGACGCUCAGUGACCACGAGACAGCAGCUGAGAAGUGUGAAGAAGACGAGGAAGGCUUUGAUGGCUGUUCUGAAUACCUUUACAGUGUCCAAGAAAAGUUGGGAAUUCUUAACAGUGGAGCUGUAUACGCAGUGUUCGACUACGAAGCUCACAACUCGGAUGAGCUGAACUUCAAGGAAGGCGACAGACUCAUUGUACUCAGGAAGGGGGACGAGUGGGAGAGAGAGUGGUGGUGGGCGAGACUCAGUGACAGGGAAGGUUACAUCCCUCGUAAUCUGUUGGGGCUCUAUCCGAGAGUACAUGCCAACAAGAGCUCUGAAUGAUGUUUCGAGUCUCAACACGAGAAAACAUGACAUCUUGCCAGUAUAAUACUUAUUACUCCUAUACAUAGUUCUUUGUUACUAUGUUUCUACUUUCGUUUAGGAGCAUGUUAGAUGGUCAAAGUGGAGUUCAGUUAAAAUUUUAAAAUCCUGAUUGUUUUGUAAUUUUUAAAUAUAAUUUUUACAAUGUUUUAAGUUCUUUAGCAGUUGAGUUGAGUUUUUCACUUUAGAGUUAAAGUUUGAGAAAUUUUGUAUUGCAAAAAUGUUGCAUAUUAACAAAGUUUAGGGUAAAUUGUUAUUUUAAGUCUGUUUAUCAAAAACUCUUGUUGUAACGUUAUCAAUCACUAAAAAGGCUUACAUUUCAAGUGAAAAGUAGGUCUAGUAACUGUCUGCACCUUCUGUAGCAACUGCAAGAGACUACUGGUUGUAUAUCUCAUAUCAACUACACUUCUCCAUAUCACUGUCCACUCGCUCUCAUGUCAGAGACAACUUUCUUCAGUUUAGAUCACGAUUGAGGCCUUGUUACAGAUUAUUGUUUUUAUCUUUACUGUAGGAUCUUUUAAUUUUGUCCCAGGAGGCCUUAUUUUAAAUAUUCAAAAGAAUCUCGAAGGGCCACUGUUAUUGUACCUGUUUUCAAUAUUUAUUUGCACCCUCAUCACGAGUAGACUCUUGAUGUCUUAUAGAGACACUGAUACACCCAGUAUGUGGCGACUGCAACUUUGUAAAUACAGAUUAUUCAGUAAUUAUUGUGUACGAUAUUUAAAUAUAAACUAGACCAAAUUUUAAAAUAUUGUAUUUUAUAGAAAGAUAUGGAAUUUGUAAGAUUACUUUGUCUAUGUUUUGUAUAUUGUAAAAAUUGAAUUCAUAUAAAAUGUUGUAUAUCAAAUUACCUAUGGAACAAAUGUGCCUUUAACUACAUAUAUGAGACAGAUACUCAAAAUGUAAUCAUUUAUAUUGUUAUAAUAUGUGUAAACUAUUUUACAUAAAACUAUUACAUUGUGAUUCAAAUCAAAGAUCUAGCAAGGCUAGAUAAAGGUUUAGGUAAAUUGUAAAGAAUUAAAUAAAUAUAUUGUACAUUUUGUUGCUGCUUAUGCACAUAA